Phoenix dactylifera (date palm) is the source of this 1368-nucleotide messenger RNA. Its product is annotated as plant UBX domain-containing protein 4. The record is from RefSeq and is a predicted model, not a curated record. Gene Ontology annotation, molecular function: ubiquitin binding. Gene Ontology annotation, cellular component: cytosol; nucleus. Lineage: Eukaryota; Viridiplantae; Streptophyta; Magnoliopsida; Arecales; Arecaceae. Gene Ontology annotation, biological process: membrane fusion; nuclear membrane reassembly; autophagosome assembly.
CAUGUCUAUUUGAGAUGGCCUCCGACAAAGCUGACACGUGAGGCCGACCAACGACUCGGCGAAGGAGACGAGACGACGAGCCCCAAUCUUCCUCUCGCGAUCGCCUCUCUACCACGGGCUCGCUCUCCCCGCCCGGCUCCGUGCCAGCGAUGAGCUCCAAGGAAAAGAAGCCGGCCAAGCCCUCGAGCAGCGGCCGCCCCACCAUCCGCACCCUCGCCGAUCUCAACCGCCCCUCCGGCCCCUCCGACGACAGCGACUCGGACGGGCCCCAGGAGUACUAUACCGGCGGCGAGAAGAGCGGAAUGCUUGUUCAAGAUCCUUCUAAAGGAAAUUAUGAUGUGGAUGAAGUUUUUGAGCAAGCUAGGCAGAUGGGAGCUAUUCAGGGACCAUUUGAGCAUCCUUCUUCAAGCUCAAGAAGUUUUACAGGGACUGGUAGACUGCUUUCAGGUGAAACAGUACCAUCUGCUCCACAACAGCCUGCGAAUGUCGUCCACAACAUUUACUUUUGGAGUAAUGGAUUCACUGUAAAUGAUGGUCCAUUGAGGAGGUUUGAUGAUCCUGAGAAUGCAUCCUUCUUGGAGAGCAUCAGGAAAUCUGAGUGCCCUGAAGAGAUGGAACCUGCUGAUAGGAGUUCUAGGGUUCGAGUCAAUCUCAUAAGGAGGGAGGAAAAGUGUCCCGAACCUGUGAAGCGGCAGACUCCAUUUCAGGGUGUCGGAAGAACUUUAGGUGGUGAAUCUUUAUCAAAUACCCCAACCUCUGAGCCUUCAGCUGCUGCUGCCACCAAAAGUUCUGCUGCUUCCUCAUCUGUUGGCCUUUCUGUUGAUGAUUCUUUGCCUUCCACAUCCAUACAGCUGAGAUUGGCAGAUGGUACACGCAUGGUUGCACGCUUCAACACUCACCACACGGUGGGUGAUAUCCGAGCCUUCAUUGAUGCAUCAAGGCCUGCAGCAGCGAGAACUUACCAGUUACAGACUGUUGAUUUUCCACCUAAGCAACUAACUGAUGUGACUAAGACCAUCGAGCAAGCAGGUCUUGCAAAUUCUGUGGUGAUUCAGAAGCUGUAGGACCCUUCCUAGAGGAAUGUCACUUGAUAAGAUCUAUGUUUUAGAGUUAGGAUGGUCACAUUUGACAAGACCUCAAAACCCUUCCAUCUUACCAAUGACUCUUGAAAUAUAUGGGGGAUGGGAAUGUUUUAUCAUCAGCUCUCCGAGGUUGAACUUUGAAAAAUAUUUUGAGAUUAAAGCACGCAUAAACAUAGAAAUUUUUAGGCUGGUUAUGCUUUAAUAAUCACGGUUCUGUCCAUGCUUUUCCUGCAUGCUUAAAUUUUGAAUGUUUUCCAUUUUAAUAGAAUCCUUUCGGCUUGCUUCA